AUGUGGGGACAGAGGAGGGAGGGGACAGUCACGUCCCCCCUGCUCGAUGUGUGGACGUCCUCUCUGUCAGAGAUGGCUUGCUGUGGACGAUGGAUGGUCUGGACUCUGUGGGCCAGUUGGGCCACUCAGAACGCUGCUCUCAGGGUGAGCAUGAGGGAGUCCAGACUGGAGGUGAUCCGAGGGGAUUCUGUCCUCCUGCCCUGCUCCUUCUCCACCUCCUCCCACCGCCUCUCCAGACUCAACAUCAUCUGGACCCUGGCCCGUUUCUCCAACCCAGAGACCCCGAUUCAGGUGAUCGUGUACGAGCACAGGCAGGUGGUUGAAGACCCCUCCCUCAUGGGCAGGGUGGGCUUCACAGGCCUCCCUCUGAGCGCAGACAUCCUCCUGAACGACAGCCGGCUGUCCGACGCCGGAGUUUACCGCUGCGUGGUCACCAACCUGCCGGAGGCCGCACAUCCGGGCAUCGGAGAGCUGGAGCUCAGGGUUCUGGAACCACCUUCUCUGCCGGAGUGCAAAUGGGACGGAGACACUGAUGUGGGGGGAAGUGUCCGGCUGUCCUGCUCCGUGGCGGAGGGCGUCCCGACUCCAGACAUCCGCUGGGAGAAGCUGAACCCCGAGGAGGUUUCACUUCCUGUCAACAUGGAGGGGGACUGGACUGGUUCGGUCCAAAUCGCCAACGUGUCGUCUCAGACGUCCGGUUUGUACCGCUGCUCCGCCUCCAACGUCCUGGGAACGCAACACUGCUACGUCAGCCUGGCCGUCUACAGCCCUCCAGCCCCGCCCUCGGGCCUCCUGCAGGGAGUGAUGCUAACUCUGGUCAUGAGCCUGGUCCUGCUGGCUCUGCUGGUUCUGGUUCUGUGGCUGCGUGGCACCGGGCAGGACGGGAGGAGGAAGGAGAGGAAGGUGGAGGAAGAGGAGGGUUACAAUGAGAUCCGGUACACUCCUCCUCUGAUGAAACGUUCCUUCGUCUGA
This is a messenger RNA of Nematolebias whitei (Rio pearlfish), 972 nucleotides long. RefSeq lists its product as uncharacterized. The transcript has 7 exons. Gene Ontology annotation, molecular function: ionotropic glutamate receptor binding. The record is from RefSeq and is a predicted model, not a curated record. Gene Ontology annotation, biological process: homophilic cell-cell adhesion. The coding region runs from base 1 to 972 and encodes 323 amino acids. Lineage: Eukaryota; Metazoa; Chordata; Actinopteri; Cyprinodontiformes; Rivulidae. Gene Ontology annotation, cellular component: cell-cell junction.